Molecule: messenger RNA, 2286 nt
Organism: Closterium sp. NIES-65
Lineage: Eukaryota; Viridiplantae; Streptophyta; Zygnematophyceae; Desmidiales; Closteriaceae
Source: the annotation of a GenBank genome assembly
AUGAUGGUAGGCGCGUCAGUGCCCGUGGACGGCGCGGUUUGCGCCGGAACGUGUGGAGCGGCAGGCGGGAGCGAGGAGGAUGGGGAACGAGGAGGAUGGGGAGCGAGGAGGAUGGGGACGAGGAGGAUGGGGAGCGAGGAGGAUGGGGAGCGAGGAGGAUGGGGACGAGGAGGAUGGGGAGUGAGGAGGAUGGGGAGCGAGGAGGAUGGGGACGAGGAGGAUGGGGAGCGAGGAGGAUGGGGAGCGAGGAGGAUGGGGAGCGAGGAGGAUGGGGAGCGAGGAGGAUGGGGAGCGAGAAUGAGGCUUAGCCGUCAGUGGUGUCGCGCGACGUGGUCCGCCAGGUCCUUCUGCAGCCCCUCCGCGCGCGCUCCCGCGCCCCCCCUGCUGAUGCGGGGGGAACUGCAGGCGGAAGCAGCCGCGGCGAGCACGCAGGGGGGGGGCGCGCGGCCAGAUGCGCUGGGGGGCGUGGGGAGGAACGGGGGAGCGGGGGAGGUGAUGGAGGGGGGGGCGGGGGGAGGGUGUGGAGGGGUGGAUGCGCGAGUGGCGCGCGCUGGUGGUGAUCGACGCCUUCACCAUGCCACGCACCGGGGCGCGCUGUCCCUGGCAGGGGCGCCGAGCAGCAAGGCGGACGUGCUGCGGCGCCGCCUGCACCUGCUGCUGGCGCGCACUGCCCGCCACCGCCGCUUCGCCGUGCCGCUGCUGCCUCUGGGCUCCGCGCAGCAGCAGCAGGAGCAGUACACCGAGUCAGCACCCACACGUUUCUCCCUCCCUUUCUCCCACACCUCUCCUUUUACCUUUCUAGCCCUCUUGCUCCCUUGCAAAUCCCCUGCUUUUCUCGCCCCCCCUCACUGUCCACUGUUCCUCGCCCCUGGUGCAGCUGACGCCAGUGCAGGCGCUGGUGGGCGGCACAGCGGCGUCGCAGCAGAGGCGGCAUCACGUGGUGGCCUCGCUGGAGUUCCCCCCGGUGGAGCCACGGGAGGAGGCGCUGUCCCUGGCGGAGGGGCUGGACCUGUUCGGCGCCGGGCCCAUCGACGCCCACCGCUACGCGUGGGUCACUCCUCCCUCCCCACUCCUCACUCCAUCGCCAUGGCACACAUCGCCAUGGCACACAUCGCCAUGGCACACAUCGCCAUGGCACACAUCGCCAUGGCACACAUCGCCAUGGCACACAUCGCCAUGGCACACAUCGGCAUGGCACACAUCGGCAUGGCACACAUCGGCAUGGCACACAUCGCCAUGGCACACAUCGCCAUGGCACACAUCGCCAUGGCACACAUCGCCAUGGCACACAUCGCCAUGGCACACAUCGGCAUGGCACACAUCGGCAUGGCACACAUCGCCAUGGCACACAUCGCCAUGGCACACAUCGCCAUGGCACACAUCGCCAUGGCACACAUCGCCAUGGCACACAUCGCCAUGGCACACAUCGCCAUGGCACACAUCGCCAUGGCACACAUCGCCAUGGCACACAUCGCCAUGGCACACAUCGCCAUGGCACACAUCGCCCUUCACCACCCCAAGACCCUGCAGCGCCUGGCCACGGUGCUGGGGGCGUACGACGCCCUGGACGAGCCACCGCGACUCUUUCUGCUCAUUGGGGACUUCUGCUCCCCGCCCUCCGCCCUCGCUUCCCCGCACCUGCACGCUCACAGGGAGGCCUUCUCACAGCUGGCGAGGGUGAUAGGCGCGCACCGCCGCCUCAAGGACAAGUCGCUCUUCGUCUUUGUGCCCGGCCAGGCCGACCCAGGUGGUUACCUUCUUCCCCUCCUGCCUCCCUUGCCAUCUCCUGCCCUCGCUCUCUUCUUCUGCCCAAGGGGCCUGUCAAGCCCAUGCGCAGUGUUGCCACGCCCAUCGCUGCCGCGCUUCUUCACAGACCCCAUCACUGACGCCCUCCCCUCUGCUGUCUUCUCCUCCAACCCUUCCCGCCUCAAGUUCUAUUCGCAGGAGCUGGUGGUGCUCAGGGCGGACCUGCAGCGCCGCAUGCAGCGCUGCGCCGUGCUGCCGCCACUCAAGGACACCGACCCCUUCACCCAUGUGGCGACCACGGUGGUGCACCAGGCGCAUCUGAGCCCGCUGCCCCUGGCCGCCCAGCCCGUGUUCUGGGACUAUGACUUCACUCUGCACCUCUUCCCCGCUCCCCAUGUGCUGAUUCUGGCAGACUCAUCAGGGCAGAGCAGCGCUGUGGUGAAUGGCAUCACGUGCAUCAACCCCGGCUCCUUCUCCCUCGAUGGCACCUUCACUGCCUACUACCCAGCCUCACGCUCAGUGGAGCACUGCAAUGUGUGA